GACAGCUCCUGGGAGUGCGGAUCCCACACGCGGCUUGGGCAGGGAGCGGAGCCGGCACGGGGCUGGUGCAGAAUGGGGCACCCCAUGGCUCAGCCCCUCUGAGAGCCGGAGCGGAGGGCGGCGAGUCCCCGGGGGCAGCACGGCCACCGUGGGGUCCCAGCCCCAGGAGCUCGGCUUCGGCCUGCAGCGGCUGAAUUCCCCUGACGGGUAAUGCCCGGCUGGGCUGGCACGAGGUGCUGAGGAUCCCGGUGGGCCGAGGAGCUGUGAUGACCCCCGAGAAGGUGCUGAGGGAGGGGGUGCUGGAGAAGAGGAGUGGGGGGCUGCUGCAGCUCUGGAAGAAGAAGCGGUGCCUGCUGACGGAGAAGGGGCUGCAGCUUUUCGAGCCCAAGGGCUCACGGCGCAAGGAGCUGAGCUUCGCCCGCAUGAAGGCUGUGGAGUGCGUGGAGUGGAAGGAGCGGCAUAUUUACUUCACGGUGGUGAUGGACGACAGCCUCGAGAUCGACUUCCGCUGUGCCCAGGAGGACCCGGGCUGGAACGCCGAGAUCACCAUGGGGCUUGUGCGCUUCAAGAACCAGCAGGCCAUGCAGGAGGUGCGCACCCGGCACAGCUGCCGAGCAGUGGUGAAGCUGGAUGCAGCCCCGGUGGGACAGCCCAGGGAAUCACAGCUUCCCAGGAGUCGGAUGGAGAUGGCCCUUGGCCCGGCAGGUGCUGGGGACAGCGGGAUCCCUGCAGGAAAGUGA
Molecule: messenger RNA, 740 nt
Organism: Cinclus cinclus
Lineage: Eukaryota; Metazoa; Chordata; Aves; Passeriformes; Cinclidae
Gene: PHLDA3
Product: pleckstrin homology like domain family A member 3
Exons: 2
Coding region: 267-740 (157 amino acids)
Biological process (GO): positive regulation of apoptotic process; negative regulation of phosphatidylinositol 3-kinase/protein kinase B signal transduction; intrinsic apoptotic signaling pathway in response to DNA damage by p53 class mediator
Cellular component (GO): plasma membrane
Molecular function (GO): phosphatidylinositol phosphate binding
Source: RefSeq, a predicted model, not a curated record